AUGGCACCCUCACGGUCCCGCGCCUCACUACUCUCCCUCCUCGCUGCCACCUCGCUCCUCCCCCAAACAGCAUGGGCCUUCGAGUGCAAUGACAUCCUCGCUGAUGGCGCACACUUCAACUUCAAAGAGCUAGGUGGCCCCCAUACGGUACACUGGGAAGAGUCCGACCUGGAAAAGGAGCUCAAGUUCAAGUACAACUUCACUCUUGACAUCUGCAAUGUCCUCAAAUGGCACAAGGGCGGCUCACUCGAUACCGAGUGCCACCACGGCGCAAGGGUAUGCGCCAUUAGAGAAAUGGUUGAUCUUAGCAAGGAGAACAGUACAAGCAUCACGCCCAUCGAUAUCGCAGGUACCUACCCAAUGCAGAACGGCAAAACAAUCGACGCCAAGUUUGAGAACCUAGGCCAUUCCAAGAGCAACUCUGAUGCGCGAGAGGGUGUCCGAGCGACUCUACACGGCGGCCGAUUCCCAUUUGAUGACAAGAAGGAAGGCAUGGAUCAACGGGCUAUUAUCGAGUUUGUGUGUGACAAGGAGAGGUCCGGAUCCGAGGGUAAUGAGGUGGACAACAGCCCACACGAGGACGGCGACAAGGACGAAAAGGACGGCGAUAAGAAGGAUGAUAAGAAGGACGACGACAAAAAGGAUGACAAGAAGGAUGACAAGAAAGAAGGCAAACUCAAGGCAAGGGAGGAAAAUAAAGGUAAAUGCGAAGACAGCGACGCCAGUCUUCGCUUCUGUGGAUAUGAAGUGGAGCCUGAUACCAAGGAUAAGAAGGUCCGCACACUACGCUUGGAGUGGCGGACCAAAUACGCCUGUGCAGAUGCGCCUGAGCCCGACAGCGAUUCCCACUGGGGCUUCUUUGGCUGGUUCUUCAUCAUCAUUUUCCUCGCAAUCGCCGCAUACCUCAUCUUUGGCUCCUGGCUGAACUACAACCGCUACGGUGCUCGUGGCUGGGACGCGCUACCCCACGGUGAUGCGAUCCGCGACAUCCCCUAUGUUGCGAAGGAUUUCGCGAGAAAGGUACUGGAUACGGUGCAGGGUAGUGGUAGCAGAGGUGGUUAUGCUGCUGUGUAG
Molecule: messenger RNA, 1074 nt
Organism: Bipolaris oryzae ATCC 44560
Lineage: Eukaryota; Fungi; Ascomycota; Dothideomycetes; Pleosporales; Pleosporaceae
Exons: 2
Coding region: 1-1074 (357 amino acids)
Source: RefSeq, a predicted model, not a curated record